CGAAAGGCGACAGAGUCCUUUUUCAGACGUAUUUGUGGAAUAUGAACCUCAGCCUUUGUUUGAUAUGAUUAAAUGUCAUUUUGGGGAAUUCAUCUAACUCAUUUUACGACAAAUGUUUAUCUGCUCCAUGUGCAAUCCUAAAUAAAGUCCCCGGAAGUGACUUUCUUCAUGUGUAAACACAUGGCUUGAAGUCGUGCCUGACGCUCAUCAUGCCCAAACUGUUUGACAUAAAGUUUCCAGGAGGGUGUAAGACUCUUCCUGAAGGCUUUUGGUCGUCGGUGGACGUGUGGAUAAAGAAACCUCACGUUGUAAACAAACGUGUUUGCGGAGUGAAGGAGACGGAGAGUGAAGAUGUGGGCAGAGAGGAGCUGCUGUUUCUGCUCCAGGAUCCUGAACUCUCUCUCCAUGUGUUUUCUUUCUUGGAUGGCAGAGAUUCACCUGCGCAGACACAUGCCCAGGAAAAAGCCUGGACUUCCAGUGUCAGAACAUUUAUCCCUAAAGUCAACAAUUAUGGGGCAACCCUGCAUAAAGAAGUGAUUGUCAAAGACUUUCGCAGACAACAGGUGACCUUUCUUCCAUUUGAAGAGGAUUCGGAGAAAAAGGUGACUCUGAAGAGGGGCAACAUUUAUCAGAUCCAGCUCCUCCAUCAGGACUGCGAGGAGUGGAGCUUGGAGCUGCACGCCUUGACUCCAGACGCCUGGUUCUCUGACGGCGUUGCGUACCCAAAGCUGCCCUGGCUGUCCUCUGACCUUCUGCCCAAACUGGUCCGCUGGGCCACCGAGUGCAGGAGCAGCGAGUUCAAGAGCACGUUGUCUCUGCUGCCGGUGGAGAAGUACAGCGUCAUGUACCAGCAGCUGAAGGAGAAGUACAAGGCCAUGGUCAAGGUUUGGCCUGAAGUUACGGACCCCGAGAAGUUUGUCUACGAGGAUGUAGCCAUCGCCUCCUAUCUGCUCGUGCUGUGGGCCGAGGAGCGAGCAGAGAGAGGCCUGACUGCUCCACAAUCCUUUGUGGACCUAGGCUGUGGAAACGGCCUCCUGGUUCACAUACUGACCAACGAGGGGCAUCCUGGAAAGGGCAUCGACGUCCGGAGGAGGAAGAUCUGGGACAUGUUCGGCCCCGGCACUCUGCUGGAGGAAAAAGCAAUUACUCCCAGCGAGGGCUUCUUAUUCCCGCGUACGGACUGGCUGAUUGGGAACCACUCAGACGAGCUCACGCCGUGGAUCCCUGUUAUAGCAGCCAGGUCGUCUUACUCCUGCCGCUUCUUCGUCCUGCCCUGCUGUUUCUUCGACUUCUACGGGAAGUACCAGAGACGCCAGUGUAAGAAGUCCCAGUACAAAGAAUACAUCGACUUCAUCGCGGAGGUCAGCGGGGUCAGUGGCUUCAUCACGGAGGAGGACUGCCUGAGAAUACCGUCCACCAAACGGGUGUGUCUGGUGGGAAAGUCAAGAAACUACGAGCUACCUGAUGGAGCCGAAGCUGAGCAGCGAAGAGCUUGUUACGUUCAAAGCCGCCAGGCAGCCUCAGGGGUCAACGUUCAAGGGUCACACAUCGGAAAUGAUGGGGACUGUUCCCUUGGAAACAUAGAGACUGGCAGGACCCCCGGGAGCAGCUGGGGAGCCGGGUUCCAGCCCAGAGACAGGGUUGAAACGGUUCGAAACUGUGCUGCUCUCCCGCGGGAUUUUGUCGAUCGCGUUGUCCUGCGCGUUGCUAAUGUGCUUCUGGGAAUGACCGAUGAUGGCGGCAGGGAGUCCACCAGCGCCUGGAACAGAGGAGGAAGCCUCUCUGUGAGCGAGGUUGCCGGCCUGUUGGAGCAGGAGGCCCUGCAGCUCCUGAAGAAGGAGUGUGGAGGCCUUCAGACGCUGCUCAAGAACAACCACCAAGUCUUCAGAGUGGAAGGAGGGAGGGUUCACAUCAGAGACUGGCGGGACAAGAAGUCUUCUCGGUCAGAUGCCAAGAAGAAGCCCAUUGCGCCUGGUGCCAUGAAAACCCGCCCCUGCUGGUUCCAUGACCACCAUCCUCAGCGCUGCCCCCUGCAGGCGGAAGAGUGCCCCUUCGCCCACGGACCGGAUGACCUCAGACCCUCAACCAGACCCCUAAAGAAGAUGAAAAAAACCCUAUCUUCUGAGUGACUGAUUCCUUCUUGAACACUUGAGCUCAGCUCGUUUCUUGAGUUGUUUUUUUAAUUUGCAGAAGAACUUUUGUGACUACCUUUGUUUGCUCAGUGCAUCAGUGGUUAAACCUGCUGUGGAAAAAAAACCCUGCAGCCAAGAAGAAGAAGAAGAAGAAGAAGAAGUCAGCUCGUAGCCAUGUGAGUUUUAUUGAUGCGACAUGAUUUCUGGGAAAUGAGGUCUUCAAAUUUUAAACAGCUUCUCUUUUUCAUCUCUCACUCUUUGGAGCACGCUGACACCUGGGCUGCUGUUGUCUGCUGAGCUUUAAUUUCAAGGGAUUAUUAAUUAACUUCUGUACAUCUUAGAAAAGUGUACACUUACUGUAGGCUAUAUAUUAAAAUUUAUUUGAAGACACAUCUUUGUUUAUUCAAUCAUUAUCUUGCUACAUACCUCACUGAGACGGAUAAUUCAGCUCCGAGAGGGACUUUGAGGUUCACAGAGAGGGCGGAGGAUAAAGAGCAGGCAACGUUUGAACAAAGUAAAUGUUAGCCCUAUGAAUUAUUUGUUGGCAGGAGUUGAGGGGUUAGCCGCGUGUCGUCCCCCUCUGGACGGGUGGUCACUGCUGCGUCUCUUUAGCUCAGCGUGCCUUCACACUGUGGCUCAAAUGUCAGAGACAGUAAGGCCCACUCACCCGGGGGACUGCUGCGGGGGGGGGGGGUCUGUUUUUUGUUCAUGUGAGCGGCAGCAGUCUGACCAUUGACGCAAUAAAGGACAGAAAUGCUUUAAAUUUUA
Molecule: messenger RNA, 2900 nt
Organism: Labrus bergylta (ballan wrasse)
Lineage: Eukaryota; Metazoa; Chordata; Actinopteri; Labriformes; Labridae
Gene: trmt44
Product: tRNA methyltransferase 44 homolog
Biological process (GO): tRNA methylation
Molecular function (GO): metal ion binding; tRNA (uridine) methyltransferase activity
Source: RefSeq, a predicted model, not a curated record